CCCCCUAGCAACAGUGCGUCAUGACGUCACGUUGUAGUCCACUUGACCUCGGAUGCCGGAGAAUCCAUUUGCAGUUUUGUUAGCUAAGCUGCUGGAAGUUGUGUAACGAGGGAAACAAAAAGGGGGACUCGUUGUUCGGCGUCUCUCCUCACACCCACAACCCGACAUUUUGAUCCAUAUUUCGGGCAAAAAUGUUUUCACUGUCAACGUCGUUUCAGCCGCAGCAGAUGAUAGUGCCCCUCAGCCAGCUCAUCAAUGCCCUCCACUCUCUGAAGAACUCAGCCACAGCUUCGGUCCAGACUCUGCACAAAGACUUCAUUCCAGAGAACAGUUCAUAUCUUAAAGAGCCCAAUGUGAGUCUGAGGGAUCUGGGCCUGUCAGAGAUCCAUGUGAGUCAGCUGGAUGAGCUGGUCAGCAGGUUACUGCCCAUACCAGCAGCAGAAGAACCUCCUGCUGUUUCCUCGAUAUGGAGGUCGAGUCACGUUUCUGCAGACAGCUUCUUCCAAAACAAGAACGGGUUUUCACAGAGAAAGUUGGGAGUUUUUGGCUCCCAUAUAUUCCACAGACAAUAUCACAGUCCUCUAAGAGAAGCUUGCUCAGAUCUGCAGUUCUUGCCUGUAUGGGUCCAGAGUCGGGGUUUCAAGACCCUUAAAUCAAAGACCAGACGAACAGAGUCUGGUUAUGACGGGCCGGUGGAGUCAGAGGCCUUCACGCCAUCCUUCAUGAAGGGAUUUCUUCAGAGGGAAAAGGUACCAGAAGCACAAUCCCUGGACCAACUGACGAAACAGAAGAACCUUCCCGUUAACCAGCAGGAAGCUUUCAAGACGGGUUUCACUGAGGGCUUCAUGAGGUCUCAGGCCUUCACUCAGAGAACACAAGACUCGCUGAGGAGAACCAGGUUGAUCCUGUUGGUCCUGCUACUUGUUGGCAUUUACGGGUUGUCAAGAACCCCGUUUCUCUCGGGUAAAGGCUCCUUUUCUGAUGCUGUGAGGUUCCGCACCACAUCUGGUCUUGACUCAGCAGUCGACCCCGUCCAGAUGAAGAAUGUGACAUUUGAGCAUGUCAAAGGAGUGGAGGAGGCAAAGAAUGAACUGCAAGAAGUUGUUGACUUUCUCAAGAACCCCCAGAAAUUCACUGUUCUGGGUGGAAAGCUGCCUAAAGGGAUCCUCCUCGUUGGCCCACCAGGCACAGGAAAGACUCUGUUAGCACGAGCCGUGGCCGGAGAGGCUGACGUGCCGUUCUACUACGCCUCCGGAUCAGAGUUUGACGAGAUGUUUGUGGGCGUCGGCGCGAGUCGAAUCAGGAACCUUUUCAAAGAGGCAAAGGCCAAUGCUCCCUGUGUGAUCUUCAUUGAUGAGUUGGACAGCGUCGGCGGAAAGAGAAUUGAGUCUCCAAUGCAUCCCUACUCUAGACAAACCAUCAACCAGCUGCUGGCUGAAAUGGACGGGUUUAAACCAAAUGAAGGUGUCAUCGUUGUUGGUGCUACAAACUUUGCAGAGGCUUUGGAUAACGCUCUCAUUAGGCCAGGAAGGUUUGACAUGCAUGUGACCGUCCCUCGCCCCGAUGUGAAAGGACGCACUGAAAUUCUCAACUGGUACCUCUCCAAGAUCAAAAUGGACCCUGCCGUGGAUGCGGGGAUUAUUGCCCGGGGCACAGUGGGCUUCUCUGGGGCCGAGCUGGAGAACCUGGUCAACCAGGCCGCCCUGAAGGCAGCCAUAGACGAGAAAGAGAUGGUCACAAUGAAGGAUCUGGAGUUCGCUAAGGACAAGCUCAUCAUGGGCCCUGAAAGGAGGAGUGUUGAAAUCGACAAGAAGAAUAAGACCAUCACGGCCUACCACGAGUCCGGCCAUGCUAUUGUUGCCUACUACACCAAAGAUGCGAUGCCCAUCAACAAGGCCACUAUCAUGCCUAGAGGCCCAACUCUUGGCCAUGUGUCCAUGCUGCCAGAGAACGACCGUUGGAGUGAGACGAGAGCCCAGCUGCUGGCUCAGAUGGAUGUCAGUAUGGGCGGUCGGGUCGCAGAGGAGCUCAUCUUUGGAGACGCCUACAUCACCACUGGAGCCUCCAGUGACUUCGAUGGAGCAACCAAAAUUGCAAAAAUGAUGGUGACCAGAUUCGGCAUGAGUGACAAGCUUGGUGUGAUGACCUACAGGGACGUGACCAAGCAGAGCCCCGAGACACAAGCUAUCAUCGAACAGGAAGUCAGGGUUUUGCUGAAUGACUCGUAUGAACGUGCUAGAAACCUCCUGAAGACCUACAGCAAGGAGCACAAGGAGCUAGCGGACGCCCUGCUAGCACAUGAAACUCUGAAUGCCAAAGAGAUCAAACUGGUGCUGGAGGGCAAAUCGCUGGACCACCAGAUACCUCAGUAGAGAUUUGAGACUCUUGUAUCAUGUAUAUAUGAAGCUGUGCAACUACGCACAGGCCUUUUGGAGGCCUUUGUAUUUCAUUUGUUUGUAUCCCUCUUAUUCUUCUUCUUCUUCUUAUUAUUAUUAUUAUAAUAAAUGUGAAUAUGACACUGAAAUUAUUAAGUUUCACCCCUUAUAGACAUUUUUAUUUUAUUUCCAUUGUCUUUCUUUCCCUGUAGAGAAGACGUUUGGAUUCACAUUGAUUUUAAGGAUCUCAGUGUAAUGGGAUGGAAAUAAAUAUUCACAAAGAUGAUUGAGGAGCUUGUUGUCCUCUUCUCUGAAGACAAAGUAUUUCUGUAGUAGUUUCAUCCAUCAGAGUCAUAUUUGGUCGUAUAACAAGGUUCUCAGGCAAAUGCAUUUGACAAAGAUCAUGGUUAAUCACAAUCAGAUGAAUGGUUUCAUGUAUGUCUAUGUCUCAUUUUAAAUUUGUACAGACUGGUUAACACCAUAGGACCUUAAAGUACCUCAAUCUAGAAUGUACCAUUUGGCUGUAGCAAGGUACCGGUGAUAUCACUGGUCAUGUUAAGAGUUUUCUCCUAAAUGAUGUCUUUCAGUUGCAUCUAUUUUGUUUUUUUCUUAUUUAUUUAAGUGCCCAAAAGUGUGUUCUCUCUCUUCUGAAAUUAGUGAUAGGCCCUCAUGCCCUGUUUUAAGCUCACAUGUAGCUGAUGAAUGAGGGGAAAUGUAUAUAUGCUAUGUAUGCGUGUAAAAGGAUUGGCUUUGUUUGUUCCUUUUACAGGCCUUUAAGCUCAAAUAAAGGUUACCUUUACU
Messenger RNA from Anoplopoma fimbria (sablefish), 3176 nucleotides. Its product is annotated as ATP-dependent zinc metalloprotease YME1L1-like. The transcript is spliced from 18 exons. The record is from RefSeq and is a predicted model, not a curated record. Bases 192 to 2372 code for a protein of 726 amino acids. Gene Ontology annotation, biological process: mitochondrion organization; protein quality control for misfolded or incompletely synthesized proteins. NCBI's taxonomy places the organism in Eukaryota, Metazoa, Chordata, Actinopteri, Perciformes, Anoplopomatidae. Gene Ontology annotation, molecular function: metalloendopeptidase activity; ATP hydrolysis activity; ATP binding. Gene Ontology annotation, cellular component: mitochondrial inner membrane.